CAUAUCCUGCCCCCACUACUUUGGAGGAAGGGCAGAAGACCAAUGUAGAGGCUGCGUUGGCAUCACGGGGGCUUGAAUAUGGGGUAAAAGAGAGAGCUGGUCAGUGGGAAGGAGGAAGAGGAGCAUGGGAUGAAUUCCUAUUCCUUUCUCGCUUUCUCCCAGGGAGCCUCCAGGAGGUUGACAACAACUCGCUUGAGAAAAAAGUAACACAAAAACAUUUUGUGUAUAAAAUUAGAAUCACAAUUGAUUCCUGUUUAACCCUAGCCAUUAAAAGCCAGCCCAAAGGAUUUCCAGAAGAUGCACAGACUUGGGCUUUGACAGAGCUCUGGGAGGUGGGCAGCAAAAUAGGACAGAACCUGUAUUUGGGAAGGAGCCGUUGAAUUGUAGUUCCACCCACCCGGCAGGAUGAUGCAAUUAGGGCAGCCUUCAUGCCAGCCUUGGAAAGGGCAAUUGCAUCAGACCAUAAUGAGUGGGAUAGCAGCUGGACCAUUAGGCUACAGGCUUGCCUGCAGCUCUUGACAGCCCCCUUCAUUUCCCACCCCACUCUCCUCAAAUCCCUCUUCAGUCUCCCUUCUGAUAUCACCACCGUGAGCGGUUUGGGCAGACGGGGGCAAAUUAAGGUUUGCUUCACCAGGACUUAUUGCUAGGAUGAGCCAUUUUCUAGUCUCUUCCCUGAUGCUAAGCUAAAUUUGCACAUGGGAACUAGUGCAUAACUGAGUUCUGAUUGGUAUUGUGGUUGAAUCUUCUUCACCAUUGCUGGGCCCUUAGCAACCUAUUCAGAAAUCACAAUCUGGUUGUGUAGAUGUGCCCCAAGGCAGCUGUCUUCUGCGUGAAUUUAGUUUUUAUUACAAUUUUCUCAGUUUGAACUUGAGUGUGUAUAUUUUUUUGUUUUGAGAUGUUUAUUAAAAAGAAAGAAAGAAGACAAAUAGUUUUUGAUCAACAACAUAUUUUGUGGGUGUGCAUCUGUGAUCAAAGUGUUUUUGAAGGGAUGGAAACAGGCUAUGAUGGCUUUGCCUGCGGCUACAUUUUAUUAUUUGCUUGAAUCUCCCUUGAGUUCUGCAAUUUGGGCCAUGAGGUCUCAGAAGUGAGCUUACUAGAAUUUGGAAUUUGGACACCAUGACCAUCACUCUAGUGUGUGACCCUUCAGAAGCUAUGGAGCUUUGUGCUUCUCAGCGGCUGUACCUUAAGCCUGUUGCAAAACUGACCAUCAGUGUGGUGCUCCCAGAACACACUGGACCGACCUGGGCAUUCUCAAAGUGGGAAGUCAUGGACAAAUUGAAGAAUAUGGUUUGCCCAGACCAGUUUACCAGCGUUAAGGUUUCAAAGAGCACAAAGGGUUUCAUCCGGUUUGAAGGAGAGGCAGAAACCAAGCGCUUGGUCUGUAGCCUGAAGGAGAAGCUUCAUGGCAAGAUGAUAAAACUGAAUGGUUUUAAAGAUGACUUGCAAGUGGUUGCUACAGAGGAGCCUCCAGACUUUCCAGCUUCUCAGGAGUUGGAACCCAUCUUGAAUGAUGGGGAAUUGCUGGACGAAGACUUUGCUGAGCAAAGCCGGGCUGUUCCUGGUUGCAUCCAUUUGGAAGGAUUGCCAUGCAAAUGGUUUGCACUAAAAGGCUCCGAUAGUGAAACGCCAAGCGAAGAUGUCUUGAGAGCAGUGUUUGAGAGUUUUGGGAAGAUCAAGAACGUAGAUAUCCCCAUGCUUGAUCCUUACAGAGAAGAGAUGAUGGGAGGAAAUGUGAAUAACUUCACUUUUCGUGGUCUACGGACGUUUGAAGCGUAUGUCCAAUACCAGGAGCCCACAGCUUUUGCCAAAGCUAUGGAGACACUUAAGGGAAUGAAGCUGAUGUUUAAAGGGGAUGAUGGAAAAGCUCUGGCGUGUAACAUCAAGGUGACGUCCGAUACCACCGAUCACUUCAGUGAGAGUGCUAUAAACCAGAGACACCUGGAAAGACUGACACUGCAAGGGCUAGAACGAGAGAGAAAGAGGGAGGAAAAUAGAGGGAAAAAGGGGACUGAAAGAAAAAGACGUGAUGAUGAUGAUGAAAAAAAAGUUGGAGAAGGAAAGAGGAAAUCUAAGCUCAAGAGACGGGAAAAAAGACAGAUAGAUCGGGAUGAAAAACGCCCAAGAAAGCAACAGAAGGUAACAGCUGGAGAAGAGUUGUGGCCAGAGAAUAUGCCUGAAUGGGAAGAGAGGAAAUAUCUUCUAGCUCAGAGAAGAGUGGAGUCUAUCAGGCUGCUUACAGUGCUGUUAAGCCAAAUAAAAGAUUUUGUGCUGUCGUCCAGGCAAAUAGGGGAGCCUCUGUUGGACUGUGAACAUGAAAGGGAGGAUUGUUUUUCUGCACCUCAGAUUCAGAAUGCACUAAAGGAGAAGACAGACUCUCAUUAUCUCAGAAGCCAAGAGCUGAAGGAUAAGAGAGAGUCCAAGUGUCAAUCAGCCCAAUUAGAUAACACCCACCUUUCAGGGGAGGAUGAGGAAGAGGAUGACGAUGACAAUGAUGGUGCAGUUGACUUGUCUACAUCGCCUCGUCCCCUCACGAGGACAGUUUUGAACAAGUCAGCAGCCAGAACAAUCACUAGCUGCUCAACGGAUAAGGACUGUUGUCAUAGCUUGUUGCGGGUCACGGUCACUCAAGACUGCCCAGCCCUAAAGCCUGCCAGAGAGGAUUAUCCAAGCCUGAACCUGGGAUAUUGCCACAAGGUGUCAAACACAGGCAACUGCAGGAAGCAAAAGGUGUAUGAAACAGAGGAAUUCAUACAUUACUUACUAAACUAUUACCAGACCCCAAGAUAUGCACGGGUCUGUCCAGGGAUGCAAAGCACAGCACCUGAGUCUUGGUGGCAGAGGGUAGUCAUCGAUGAUGGAAACUGCUUUCAGGUCAACCUGAAGAAUAAAGAUGGACCGUGCGUCACGGAAGUGAGGUUUGCAUCAAACCUCCAGGAAGGAGAGUCUAGAGAUGAUGAUGAUGAUGAUGACAAAUGGGAGGUAAUAGAGGAGGAAACUGAGCCUACAGAGGUCGUGCUGAAAAGCCAGGCAGGUACUAGAGAACUUACUAAAACCUGUCCAGUACAGUGGGGUGAUUAUUCUCUGAGUAAGGCUAGCAAUAGAGUGCCAUGUGAUGAAUCAGAUAGUCCUUUCCUACUAAGCAUCAGCACUGCUUAUGAUAAAAAACCCCACCAAGAAAAUACUGGAAUGGCAAUCGUGCCAUCACACAAGGCAUUUGGCCGCAUGUAUAAAUUGAAGGAUUUACUGGAAGAGAUCAGCAGCGAUUCUGAAUAUUUUAGUGAGGCAUCUGAGUCGCAAAGCAAAAUGGAUAAAAGGAACGGGGGCUGCAGAAGUAGUUGCAAAGCCUGGCCUCUCAACCGGCAAAGGGCAAGAGAAUUGUUGAUUUGUGUCCAGAAUGUUGCUCGCAGCGACCAACAUGGCGAAGGCAGCAAACGCAGCUUCUGCUCAAGCUUGGAAUGCUGUGACCCGACAAAGCAUCCUGGGCAAAGCCUUAAAACAACCUUCAAGAGAUCCAGCAGUAAAAUCGGGCACGAAGGACACAAAACUAAAUGGCUGUCCAGCGAAGAGGAAAGAGAAACUGGCAAGAAGAGGAAGAAAAAGAAGAAAAGGUCUUCCGGAGACCCUUUGCCCAAUAACGAACCUCACUUCUUUAAAACAAACCACUGUGGAGAGCUGGAGUCCCUCGGCAAGAUGCAGAGAAAGUGUAGCAAGAUGUUGCACCACAAGAUGAAAUGUAAAAAGCUUCAUGCCACGACAAGAGGAGUCAAAGCAAAAGAUGCCAUGCACUUGGGUGCCUCUCAGUUUCAAGAAGCUCACCAAGAGGCAGGGGGCUUGCGGCUAAGAAGAGAGGCGGAAGCAGAUUCCGAAGGAUGGCCUUUGUUUCCUGUUGAACUAGUCCAGACAAGCCCAUACCCAGAGUCAAUCUGUGGCGCAGAACUUAGAAGAGGAUGUUAAUGCCAUUGGUCCUGGAGAACUGUGGGGAUGUUGAGCCCAUUCAAGGAGGAAGCUCAAUCUAGGGCCUUUUAUACCAUUCUUAAGGAACUGAACUGCAAAGCUAGCUCUUCGGUGAGACAGGUCUUUGGCUUAGGCUCCUCUGUGCAUGCUGGGAGAGAGAGGACAGCACACUAAACCAUCUAGCUGGUAAAAAGAGGUGGCAGAAAUCGACCUUGAGAGAUUGGAUGUCUGUACGGAUGAGGACCAAAAUAAAUGUUAUCCAAGUGCAUGAUUUAAGCCAUUGUGAACGAAUUACUCCCGAGUCUGAGCCAGGUAAAUGGAAUGGCCCCCCUCUAGUCCCGGGCAGCGGGGGGGACGGCAGAAUGUGAGUUCUGCUCUUUAGUAACUGUACAGUUAGGAGUUAUGCAUAAAACUACUUGUAUACUGAUUCAAUCUUUUAAUUUUACAAAGAAAGUGCCUCCUCCGCGAUGUCAGAAAGGGGAUGGUGUGAGAGAAGAAACAGGAUGUUUAGCCAAGGCAGAAAAGGAACAUGGGUUUGAUUCACUGCAGUCCUUGUGCUUGGAGAUGUUCCGCCUCCAUUCACACAGCUUAAUCCAGAGCACUAGGUGGUUUGGGCCAGAUGCUGCUGUGUGCUGGGACAGCCCCUGCUGGGUUUUUUGAAUGCUCUCUGUGUGUGGGCACCAUGUGUGUGGGUACCUACUGAGGUACCCUGCUGCAGGCCUCUGUGCCCCUGUAAUUCUGCCCAAGCCUACUGCAGUUGAGGGUCAGACAUGGGAGAUGCAUGAUUCGCUCUCCUGAUUUAAACAAAGGUAAGGCAGCCACCAGGGCUGAGAGGUGGGGAGACCUUCAGAUUUCCAUCAGAGCAGCAGUGCCUGGGGUGAAAAGGUGUUUAAUCCUUUCUCUGAUGGAAAUCCUCCCACCCCAAACUGCUGUUAGCACACUGCAGGGGGGAAAUACAGACUCAAUAGUUAUCUGUAUGCUUUUGUUGGUUUUUGUGUGCUGUGUGGUCAAUAGCAGCUUGCGAUUUAGACUGCAGAGAGGGCUAAACAUCCCCAUUGCAGCAGUCCAGACUGAAGCAUCCUCUGCUGCUUUAACAUUUUGUGUCUCUCUUUAAAAACAAAACAAAAAACUCAAAUCAGGAGAUCUGAUUGUGGAUCUCCUGCAUCAUAGAUGGUUUGACCCUAGUCAUUCGCACCAUGUGGAGUAGGUCAGGGUUGCUGCUGCAAUGGGCAUAGCUAAGCUAAAAUGACGACUGACAAAACCUGUCAGCUUUGUUGGUGAAAAGCCACCUUGUCCCUCGAAAAGUUGCCUUUCCCUUGCUUAAACAGCCCCCAAAGUGUUCUAGAACGGAUUAUUCCCCUUCUGCUUUUUUAGACGGAAUCCGAGGAAAGAACUGCAGACUUCUCCAGGCUCUUUACAAGCCAGGGACAUUUUCUUUUGCUUCCACUGGGUUUAAUUGUUCUAGGAAGCGCUCAGUGGGGGUGUGUGUUUGUUUGUGUGUGUGUGUGUGUGCUUUGAGCAGUGGGAGAGGCUGUGCCAUCUUCAGUGCUGGCUGGCCUUGGGACCUUGUGAGCAACUGACCUUCUGGAGAGCCGCUUGACGUUGUGGGUCUCAGAAGUUGUCUUAUUCAGUUAUUGCUUAAAGACGUAUACAACCUAGAACCAGUGGGCUAAGAAUUCAGGGAUAAGGUCGGAAAGUGAGUCGUUCCGAGGACUGCCAGCUAGGUGAUCGCAGCGGACGGCUCUAACUGCUAUGGAAUAGUAUUCCACCUGGAGGGGAACUGCAACAAAUUUUAGGUUCGGUUUUAGAACCGCCUUCUUUUUCUGCUUUCAUUAAUAUGAUUUAUUACAUGCCAUGGUAACUUUCAUGCGACAUAUUACCUCGCAUCCCAUCCUUGUUUGUUAACUUCUGCUCCAAUAAAGUAGUAACAAACCAAAGUAUGCAGGUAUUGUCUGUGUUUAGAUGGUUGUGUGUGUAUGUGUCAUGUUGGUCAAUGGUGGUGUUUUUUCCACUGGCCUCUCAGCCUGUUUUUACUUUAAAUCUAUUCUUUUUUUAUAAACUUUGAGUGCACUUCCCAAUGUAGCGAACAAAAAUGUUUUUAUCGGAACAUACUCUUUUGCACUUGUUCCUCUGCAUUUUUUUUAAAAGUUUCACUUAGCUGUUUUAUAGGAAAACCCGUUCAGCAGCAUCCCAGCAAUAGAUCAUUGGCAUUUCAUUAUGUAGUAAUUUACAGGCACAGAAAUCCCCCCCUCCCAGGCCUUUAGGUUUUUUUGUAACCAAUUUCUGCAUCUACGUUCAUAUCUUAAAUGUUUGUAGGUGCAUUCUUCAUAGGAAGACGCCUGAAUUCACUCUACAGCAGUAAAAAUGGGAUGCAGUGCUGGGGGAAUACGGCAGCUGUUCGUGGUCUCUCCCCCCCCCCCCCAACAAAUCCUGUGAACUUUGACCCGCUAGAAAAUAUUCAGAUGCAGUGGCUGGCAGCCUGUGCUUCCUUUCAUGUGCUAAAUAUGCGAGUAAAUUUCCCCUCCUUUGUCUGGAGAAAAGUGGCACCACAAGAACCAGUGCCAUGUUUGCAUGCAAUACAUUGCAUCAUACUUGCAAAUGCAUUUGAUUUGAGAGCUUGGCAACAGAGUGAUGUGAACUUUUUACACCUCAUGUAGAUCUUUGUAUUGCUUCAAGCAAUGGUAAGGGCAGCCUUUGCACCUUAGAAUCCAAUGGCGAGAUUAGUUUUUCAUGCCCCUCCAACGCCACACAAAACCACUGGCCCUAUUUAGAGGGAUACUUCGUGCCUGGAUUGAAACUGGGAGCAGGCCUCGGGCUGGUGUGCGUACUCCUUCGCCCCAUCCUCCCAGCUGGAAGAAAUGCACCAUGGAGAUCUCACUUGUAUGUGAACAUGGAGGCCCCCUGGUUCAUUCACUCACCUUUUCCUGUUCUGGGGGGUGGGUGGGGUGGCUGUGGGAGACCCAUAGCAACCAGAGGCCCCAUGGAGUCCAACAGGCUCAAUAAUUUCAUAUGGUACCAAAGGAUAGAUCUUGAGCAAACAGUUUCAUUUUAUGGUUUGGGAAUAUUAAUGUCUACACUAACUGUCUUGAAUUUCCCUCCUGCUUUCUCUCCUUGAACAAUUUGACUGGUGGCAUAACUUCUUGAACUCAUUGGUCAAGUUCAAAUAAAACAGAUUUGUGAAAAUAACUUUAUGGAUGUUUUCUAGGAAGCUUUCACAAACCUUUAUUGAAAAGCAAGUUUGUAGACCUGUUCUGAUUCAACUUGUACUGCUCAAAAAUGUGGUGUCUUAAUUAUGAAAAAUAAAAUGUAUUUAUUUUAUGUAAAAUUGUUCAAAUGUUAAUUUAUGAUGGAUUAAACUGACAAAUAACAUCCCCGGGUUAAUAA
This is a messenger RNA of Hemicordylus capensis (graceful crag lizard), 7338 nucleotides long. Its product is annotated as A-kinase anchor protein 17B-like. The record is from RefSeq and is a predicted model, not a curated record. The coding region runs from base 1117 to 3954 and encodes 945 amino acids. The transcript has 6 exons. Gene Ontology annotation, molecular function: RNA binding. Lineage: Eukaryota; Metazoa; Chordata; Lepidosauria; Squamata; Cordylidae.